AUCUCAAUCGAACAUGAAUCGAUUCACUUGACACUUGACACGGCCGAAAUAUCAACGUCUCUGCUUUGCGUCUUUGUCGCCCUCAAGUCGCCCGAGUGUAGUCUAAAGGGCACAGGCCCAAUCAUGCCGCCGCCACCGCGACUGGCACUUUUCAUGCCAAGGCCAAUCGGCCUCUGGCCCAAGAUUCAAUCGUCUCACCGGCUCUGGGCGGCCACCACCCGUAGACCCAGCCAGUGGUCUCGCCCGGCUCCCGGAACCGCCCGGCUCUUCUCGUCGAGCGCCCCGAGACCAAGCCAGCCCCAGAUCCAAGCCCACAGCCCCGGACCCAGCAGCAGCAACCAACCACCACCACCACCACCACCACCACCACCACCAGGCGGCCAGCGGACCAACAAGCCCUUCCACCUCCGCCCCUCCACCUACGUCUUCCUCACCCUCGGCGUCCUCCUCGGCUCCGCCGCGCGCUUCCUCAUCAGCCCGCCCGCGCCGCCCACCCCGGGCAGCGCUGAGGACGCGGCGCGCCUGGCCCAGAUCCGCGCCGAGGCCGAGUCCCUCCCGGCGCUGCGCGCGCUGGCGGCGGACCCCAAGUGGACGCGGUCGUGGGACGCCUAUGCCUCCGUGCCGGAGGCCGCGCGCCCGCACCGCCUCACGUCGGGCGCGCUGGCCGGCAGCCGCGGGCUCGCGUUCCAGCGCGUCUUCCGGGCCGCCGACGACGACGGCACGGGGGAGACGGCCGCCGUCGUGUACCUGGGCGCGUCGACGGCCGGCUGGCCGGGCACCGUGCACGGCGGCGCGUCGGCGACGCUGCUGGACGAGAGCAUGGGCCGCUGCGCGCUCGCGGCGCUUCCCGGCCGGGCGGGCGUGACGGCGUCGCUGGAGCUGAGGUACGUGUGGCCCGUCGUGGCGGAUAGGUUCCACGUCGUGCGGUGCAGGCCGCUGCGGGAGGAGGAGUUGGCGCCCGGGGAGAGGGGGAAGAGGGACCGCAAGGUUUGGGUGGUGGCCACGGUGGAGGACCUGAAGGGGACCGUGUGCGUCGAGGCCAAGGCGCUGUUCGUCGCACCGAGGGGGAUCAAGCUGGCGCCGCUCGGUGAUGAGUUUUGAGCCACUGGGGGUUAGUGGAGAAGUUGGUGUAGAGCUCGAGGGCGUUGACAAUGCCGGGAGAGGUUUCACGGGCUACAAGGAUAAGUCGUUGUUUAUUUCUAUCAUUCUUGGUUUUUGUUUUGGCCUGUCCUGUUCAAGACACCGUCUUGGAAUUCCUUCCGGGCCGUCCGUUCCAUCCAUUAAGGCCGCGUGUUCCAUCUAGGAAUGUGCCAGCCCGCGUCCCGCAAGAAAAAGAAGAGGCACAAAAAGCAAAGGCACAAACAAGAACGAAGGCCAACUACCUGUCGCCAGGGGAAAGCGACCAGGCAUCAACCGUUCCAGUCCCCAUGGCAUAAAGAUGGAUC
This is a messenger RNA of Gaeumannomyces tritici R3-111a-1, 1445 nucleotides long. RefSeq lists its product as hypothetical. NCBI's taxonomy places the organism in Eukaryota, Fungi, Ascomycota, Sordariomycetes, Magnaporthales, Magnaporthaceae. The record is from RefSeq and is a predicted model, not a curated record. The transcript has a single exon. The coding region runs from base 124 to 1101 and encodes 325 amino acids.